Molecule: messenger RNA, 1229 nt
Organism: Drosophila montana
Lineage: Eukaryota; Metazoa; Arthropoda; Insecta; Diptera; Drosophilidae
Product: cathepsin L-like
Exons: 1
Coding region: 95-1093 (332 amino acids)
Biological process (GO): positive regulation of peptidase activity; positive regulation of apoptotic signaling pathway; immune response
Cellular component (GO): lysosome
Molecular function (GO): cysteine-type endopeptidase activity; cysteine-type endopeptidase activator activity involved in apoptotic process
Source: RefSeq, a predicted model, not a curated record
AUCGAAGCUGAAUCAUGGCUUAUCAUGAGCCGAGAAUACUGGCUAUAUAAGUGAAAGUACGCGAUAAAUCGGGCAACAGUCGUUCUUGAGCAUAAUGAAGGCAUCGCUCGUACUUGUGGCCCUUCUUGGGAUAAUGGGCUACGUCCUGGCUGGGAUAAGUCUCGCUGAUGUGCGGGCAGCAGAGUGGGACUCUUUCAAAUUGGAAUUCAACAAGAAUUACGAAGUUGAGUCGGAGGAUCGUCUUCGUAUGCAGGUAUUCCAGGAUAACAAGCGGAUUAUUGACGCACACAAUGAACGCUGGGCCGCAGGAGAGGAGAGCUACGAGAUGGGGGUCAAUCACUUUACCGAUUUGUUGGAAAAGGAGUUUAAUGAGCUAAUUACUGGAAACGACGGCAGCCCCGAUGAUGAGGAACCGUUUGACGAAGACACCUCCGAUGAGAAUGUUGCCGACCUCGACUCCGGGUCGCACCCAUUUGACGUCGACUGGCGGACAUUGGGCGCUGUCACACCUGUGCAGCACCAGGGCCACUUUAACAACUCGUGGGCUUUUGCAGCAGCCGGUGCCGUGGAGAGUAGAAAGUUUGUGGCAACUGGAAGAUUGGUGAAAUUGUCGAAGCAGAACCUGGUCGACUGCUGCCGCGCCAAGCACAAGCGGACAAUGAAUGCGCUAAAGUGCAUUAAGAGGAAGCACGGCAUUGAUACAGAGGCAUCCUAUCCCUACAUAGGCCCGAUUGGCCGUUGCCAUUUCAAUAAGAAGCUCGUCGGCGCCACCAUUCGCAAGCACCUGAAGAGCCCUCGGGCCAAUGAAUUGGCGCUGGCCAACAAUGUCGCUGCCGGUCCGGUUGCCGCUGUGAUUUCUCGGGAUGCGCUAAGGUUCUAUAAGAGCGGCGUUUUCCACAACACGAAAUGCAGCAAGUCCCCAGACUAUGCUGUGCUCAUUGUGGGCUAUGGGCAUAGCGACAAUUAUGGAGACUAUUGGCUACUGAAAACCUCAAUGGGCGCUUCUUGGGGAGAACAGGGCUAUCUGAGGCUGGCGCGCAAUAGCAAAAAUAUCUGCGGAAUUGCAAGCAGGGCUCAUUACCCAGUUAUAUAAUUAUCCAACUAGAUAAUUUUAUAUUUUUUAUAUAUUUUUAUAUGUUAUAUUUUUAAAAAAUGUUAAUAAUAAUAGAAAAAUGUAUUGUAUUAACAAAAGAUUCAUACUUUAUAUAUACUUUAGCGGGUAUAACCCA